This is a messenger RNA of Ostrea edulis (European flat oyster), 1490 nucleotides long. RefSeq names its product transcription factor HES-4-B-like. Gene Ontology annotation, cellular component: nucleus. The record is from RefSeq and is a predicted model, not a curated record. Lineage: Eukaryota; Metazoa; Mollusca; Bivalvia; Ostreida; Ostreidae. Bases 438 to 1304 code for a protein of 288 amino acids. Gene Ontology annotation, biological process: regulation of transcription by RNA polymerase II; anterior/posterior pattern specification; regulation of neurogenesis. The transcript is spliced from 3 exons. Gene Ontology annotation, molecular function: protein dimerization activity; DNA-binding transcription factor activity, RNA polymerase II-specific; RNA polymerase II cis-regulatory region sequence-specific DNA binding.
ACCGUUGAUAAGACCGACGCGAGGCCGCUCUAUAGCCCCUAUUGUCAGUAGGCAGCGUUUAUCACGCUUAAUAUUUACACAAUGAUUAGGGUUUUUGAAAGGCGGAGUUUUCCCACAGUACUGCAGGUCCGCUGUGUAAUUAUCGUGGCACGUGCCCCUAUUUUGAUUUCAGACGAUAAACAAAUUGAUUGACAUUCCGACACAGCCAUAUUGAAUACAACGGGACAUUUUGACCAAUGGAACGCGUUGUACUGUUUAAGCCACGGCCAUACAGAGAAAUGUGCGCCCGUUGAUUGGCUGUUCGUAAAGGAAUCUAACCGUGGGAAAGAGAUACGAAAUGGCUUCACACCGGCGACUGUACACAUGUCACGAGGUAUAAAUGUUAUAAACACACAGCAGGUUAGCUACUUGUUGAAUACUGUCACCAAACCGAUCGGAUGUGCAAUACAUUUCGUGAACAUAGGAAUACACAUACAGACAUGGAGGAUUAUGAACAAGAAAAUAGAAACUUUCCUGAGGAUAAAAUUCUCUCUCGAAAGAGCAAGAAACCGCUGAUGGAAAAGCGCAGAAGAGCACGUAUCAACAAUUGCCUCGUUCAGCUUAAGAGCCUUGUCCUGCAAGCCAUGAAAAAAGAUACGACUCACUAUUCCAAACUGGAGAAGGCGGAUAUCCUGGAGAUGACGGUCAAGUACCUACGCAGCCUACAGAGGAGACAAAUGACCUCUGCUGUCGCUGCUGACCCCACAGUCGCCGUAAAAUACUCAAUGGGAUUCACAGAGUGUGCCUCCGAGGUGGCCAGAUAUCUUGGUAAUGCUCAGGGAAUUAACGACGAAGUCCGAGGAAGGUUACUGGGCCAUCUGUCCAAUUGUGUUCAGACAGGAAAUUCCUCUCAACAAGCCAUGAACGGACAGACGUAUGUGCAACCUUUGCACGUUCAAAUUCCGCGAGUACAGGGCAAUCAGCUGACCCGUGUUCAUUCCGACGGACUUCUCAUUCAGCCACCAGCAGGCUUUUUAACAAACUCUGCUUCAUCAUCCGGUGCACAAGUGUCUGGGUCAUUCCAUAUAGUACCCGAUAAUCGAUACAGUGAACAUGUACCUGCUUUCCUUAGACAAUCUCAAAGUAUGAUGGACUCCAUUCCCACACGAAAAUCUCCUCUCCACAAAUCAUCUCCCUUUUCCCCACCACCCUGUGAUAUGUCACGUGACUUUUUCCAGUCCCCCAAGACUGGACUGGUACCCAGCCUACCCUUUGGUUCGGCAUCCAUGACACUGAAAGAGGAGCGUUUAUGGCGACCGUGGUGACUUUUUAAAUGAAAUUGUAGAGGACAACGAAUCUCAGGAAACGCGUGCUUUGUUAGACUGUUUGAAGUGCCUGGUUGUUUUAACUACUGAUCUAAAUAUUUAUACACUGACACCAAAGCGCUAUGUCAAGAGUUUUUUUUUUUACCAUGUUGAAUUGGUGCUGAAAUUAAAUGUUAUAACAUACAA